AUGAUUGAAGACAAUAAGGAGAACAAAGACCAUUCCUUAGAAAGGGGAAGAGCAACUCUAAUUUUUUCCUUAAAGAAUGAAGUUGGAGGACUAAUAAAAGCACUGAGAAUCUUCCAGGAGAAACAUGUGAACCUGUUACAUAUCGAGUCCCGAAAAUCAAAGAGAAGAAAUUCAGAAUUUGAGAUUUUUGUUGACUGUGAUAUCAACAGAGAACAAUUGAAUGAUAUUUUUCAUCUGCUAAAAUCUCACACUAACGUUCUCUCUGUGAAUCCACCAGAUAAUUUUACUGUGAAGGAAGAUGGUAUAGAAACUGUUCCUUGGUUUCCAAAGAAGAUUUCUGACCUGGACUUUUGUGCUAACAGAGUUCUGAUGUAUGGAUCUGAACUAGAUGCGGACCAUCCUGGCUUCAAAGACAAUGUUUACCGUAAAAGGCGGAAGUAUUUUGCAGAGUUGGCUAUGAACUAUAAACAUGGAGACCCGAUUCCCAAGGUUGAGUUCACUGAAGAAGAGAUUAAGACCUGGGGAACCAUUUUCCGAGAGCUCAACAAACUCUACCCGACCCAUGCUUGCAGAGAGUAUCUCAAAAACUUACCUUUGCUUUCUAAAUUUUGUGGAUAUCGGGAAGAUAAUAUCCCACAAUUGGAAGAUGUCUCAAAUUUUUUAAAAGAGCGCACGGGGUUUUCCAUUCGUCCUGUGGCUGGUUAUCUAUCACCAAGAGAUUUCCUAUCAGGUUUAGCCUUUCGAGUUUUUCACUGCACUCAAUAUGUGAGACACAGUUCAGAUCCCCUCUAUACCCCAGAACCAGAUACCUGCCAUGAACUCUUAGGUCAUGUUCCCCUCUUGGCCGAACCUAGCUUUGCUCAGUUCUCCCAAGAAAUUGGCCUGGCUUCUCUUGGAGCUUCAGAGGAGGCUGUUCAAAAACUGGCAACGUGCUACUUUUUCACUGUGGAAUUUGGUCUGUGUAAACAAGAUGGGCAGCUAAGAGUCUUUGGUGCUGGCUUACUUUCUUCUAUCAGUGAGCUCAAACAUGCACUUUCUGGACAUGCCAAAGUAAAGCCCUUUGAUCCCAAGAUUACCUGCAAACAAGAAUGUCUAAUCACAACUUUUCAAGAUGUCUAUUUUGUAUCUGAAAGUUUCGAAGAUGCAAAGGAGAAGAUGAGAGAAUUUACCAAAACAAUUAAGCGUCCAUUUGGAGUGAAAUAUAAUCCGUACACACAGAGUAUUCAGAUCCUGAAAGACACCAAGAGCAUAACCAGUGCCAUGAGUGAAUUGCGCCAUGAUCUUGAUGUAGUCAGUGAUGCUCUCACUAAGGUCAGCAGGCAGCUGAGUAUGUGA
Messenger RNA from Sciurus carolinensis (gray squirrel), 1335 nucleotides. It is a transcript of the gene Tph1, whose product is annotated as tryptophan hydroxylase 1. The transcript has 10 exons. Gene Ontology annotation, cellular component: neuron projection. Gene Ontology annotation, biological process: serotonin biosynthetic process; aromatic amino acid metabolic process. The coding region runs from base 1 to 1335 and encodes 444 amino acids. NCBI's taxonomy places the organism in Eukaryota, Metazoa, Chordata, Mammalia, Rodentia, Sciuridae. Gene Ontology annotation, molecular function: iron ion binding; tryptophan 5-monooxygenase activity. The record is from RefSeq and is a predicted model, not a curated record.